AUGGAGUUUCGUGGCCAGAGAUUUACUGUUAAUCUUUCGGAUGAUGAGGAAGAUGAGGGUGAAGUCGGAUCAAGUUCAAAUAUUCCAUCGGAUAAUGUCCCUUCAUUUACUUCGGCGUUCGUCGCAGAUGUUAAAGAACGCCCUACCAAACCACCAACAGCUCCUCAGUUAAAAACUUCGACAACCGGUUUUCCAGAACACAAAAAACGGAUACGAGUAUCGGCAUUUAAGAAACAAAGGGCGGGAGAUCCGGAUGAGCCGGUGGCAGAUUCCCCCAAUGCCUAUGGGGUACCCUCUCCUCAAGGACGUCCAACACCCGCAGAGCCGGUGACAGAUUCCCCCAAUGCCUUUGGGGUACCUAUUUCUCAAGGGCGUCCAACAGGCGCAGAGCCGUCCACACAAGAAGACGAAUUUAGUAUCGACAAGGAACGAAAGAGAAUAGAUAAGGAAAACAGAAUGAGAAUAGCUUCUAUGUCAAAAGAAGAAAUUGAGCAAGAACAAGAAGAACUACUUUCUACCUUAGAUCCUUCAUUGAUUCAACGACUUUUGAAACGGGCAAAUUUUGACGAUGGGCGUGGGGAUACCGGAAUCGACCCCCCUUCUUCGACUCAACCUUCAAAUAGUGAUAAUAACCAAGCCACAGCACCGGAUAAUAAAGUUGAUGCCAUUCCUGCUCCCAAACCAGAAGGCAAACCAGUUGCGCCUCAAAAGUCUGUGAGAUUUGAAGAAGAUGAAGAGCCGACAAAUCCUAUAGAUCUCAGGCCGGAAUCAGAGUCGACUUCUAACGUUCCUGAAAUCCCGCAACCAUCCAUACAUUUCCCUACUGCUUCCGCGGUUCCAGACUUAGAUCCGAAUGAUCCUUCAUUUCUCGAAAACUUACACCGAAAAUAUUACCCAUCACUUCCCGCGGACCCAUCAAAGCUUGCUUGGAUGGCACCAAUACCUACUCAUGGUUCAUUAGCAGAUCAGGAGUCUCCUUACUACCCCGCUGCUGAAGCUUUGGCGGCUUCAGCCCUUCGAUACGAUUUCAGGGGUGGUUUGUUGCCACCGAGAAUUGCAAGAGCUAUGCCAGUUACCAAAGGUCUACAUCAUCAUGGCGAGGCUCCUGAAGCUGCUGGAUACACCAUUCCGGAACUAGCAAGACUAGCUCGCUCUGCGUUCCCAGCUCAAAGAUGUAUUGCAUUCCAAACUCUGGGAAGGUUUCUUUACAGAUUGGGUAGAGGUGAGUGGGGAGAUGUUGGUACUGAGAUGUCGAAGGGUCUAUGGAGAAUUGUGGAAGCAGGUAAAAUUGUUCAAACCCUUGAAGAGGCCGCCAAUACCGAGGGAGGACACCAAGGUAGUAAGACUUAUGCGAUAGAAGCUUUGUGGCUAUGGCAGAAAGGGGGCGGGCACAUCUGGAAAGCAGAUUGA
Sclerotinia borealis F-4128 is the source of this 1410-nucleotide messenger RNA. NCBI's taxonomy places the organism in Eukaryota, Fungi, Ascomycota, Leotiomycetes, Helotiales, Sclerotiniaceae. The record is from the annotation of a GenBank genome assembly.